AGAGAUACGUACGUCAGCUUUAUACUCAGCAACUUUCGCUUCUUUGAGGACACGAUCCCACCCUAACGUCAGGCAUUCUAUCUACGGCAUCACGACGACCUCAACGCACAAUAACCAGUCACUUUCUUCCCUAAACGAACUCUCAGCGGCCACCUUACGCCAUGUCUGCUUCCAGCGCUCGAGGGCACUAUGCCAACCCACCUUUGGAGGAUGAGGACGACCUGAUCGACCCUGAUGAUGCCGAUCUCAACGACUUUGACGACCCCCUUGCGACCAACAACCCUCGCCAGCCCUUAACUGGCAACAUCGGCUCCAGUUCAUCAUCGCGACCGCUCAACGAAGGUUAUUUAACAUCACGGAUCCCUGGAGAAGACCGAGCAGCCCCUCUGAACACAAUUGACGAGUCUGUCUGGGAUACGUUGCGACGCGACCUGCUCGCUGUCUGGGCCAAGCUUAGAGAGGUGCUGUACCCUCGUUACCUUUUGGGUGGCACCAUGUUCGACAGCGAGGGAGGCAUUCGUGGCGCUUACUCAAGCAUCCGCGGUGCCGGUCUGUCGGGAACAAGAGAGGAGCUUACUGGACUGGCCAGCCGCAUGGUCGAUGCUGAAGCUCUGCUUCAGAGCAACAUGACACCCGGUCUUCGUGAUUGGGAUCUUUGGGGUCCUCUCAUCUUCUGCCUUCUUCUCAGUGUUCUUCUGAGCUUCACUGCUCGUUCUGAACAGAGAGAUGCUGUUUUCAGCGGUGUUUUUGCUAUGAUCUGGCUUGGAGAGGCUGUAGUGACUCUGCAAAUCAAGCUGCUGGGUGGAAAUAUCUCAUUCGCUCAGAGCGUCUGUAUUAUCGGAUACACCCUUUUCCCUCUAGUCCUCGCUGCCAUGAUGUCUGCUUUGGGUCUCCACUGGAUUGCUCGUAUCCCCAUCUACAUUGUAUUGAUCGGCUGGUCUCUGGCUGCUGGUGUUAGUAUCCUGGGUGGUAGCGGCGUGGUCAAGAACCGAGUUUUCCUUGCAGUAUAUCCUCUACUGGUCUUCUAUCUUGGUCUGGGCUGCCUGUGCUUUAUCAGCUAAGCCCAAGCCAAAUCUGUGGCAAUGGAAAGAUGCGUUGAAACGCGGCUGCAAAAUGAGAAGGAAGGGCAGACUAAAAUGAUUGAUUUAGAGUUGAUGUACUUUUACCUGUAACGAAUGGAACUUUACUAGAAUUACAGUGCAGUUGGUAGGCGGCAAUUCAGUGAGGGAACGAUACUCGGGUCAUUAUGCUAGGUACUUAUUGGAAAACAUUGAUCAAUUUUGUCUUCUGAUAGUUCUUCUCAACAUACGGAUGAAAUAUGAGACAUGCGUCUUGGAAAUAAACCGUAUUAGAUACUGGCGUGUCAAGUAGAUACUGCGUGCUAUCGUUAACCGAAUUGGGUCUUGUCCUUAUGCAAGUGAGAAAAUACACGAGGAUGCAUUCGCGACCAUGCUGGGGGAACCCAGGCGCCAGGUCUCCACGACACAUGUAUGUACUUUCCAAGCCAAGCCAAUGCGAGA
This is a messenger RNA of Fusarium graminearum PH-1, 1520 nucleotides long. RefSeq lists its product as uncharacterized. Bases 162 to 1061 code for a protein of 299 amino acids. The transcript has 3 exons. NCBI's taxonomy places the organism in Eukaryota, Fungi, Ascomycota, Sordariomycetes, Hypocreales, Nectriaceae. Gene Ontology annotation, cellular component: trans-Golgi network; membrane. Gene Ontology annotation, biological process: endoplasmic reticulum to Golgi vesicle-mediated transport. The record is from RefSeq and is a predicted model, not a curated record.